GAGCUUUCAGUUGAUUUCCGGCAGUCGAACGUUCAACUUUUCAAUUCUAAACAUAAUUCGCUAGACAAGCAGGUAUUCUGUUUUGCAGUAGUGAAAAGCAGCUCGAAACAGAUUAAUCGAAAUUUUUUUAAUAUUUCCAUACGAAGUUGUGGUUGGUUAACUAGUGAAUGCGAAUUUGAAUAAUAAAACUAAAAAUAUUAUUUAUGCACUUACCGGCAUUUUUUGGGGGGAAUCUGAAAAUUAAAGUAAACGAAAAGAAAUUUUAAAUUAAUAAAUAAAAUUAAUUAAGGCUUAAUUUAAAUAUAAAUUCAUUAAUAAUCGAAAAGUGAUCAAGCUAAUAUCAUUGAAGAAAUGCAUCAACCACUACGCAUGAGCAUCUAUGCUGCAACUUUGCUGUUAAUAUUUCAAUUAACAGUGGCUCAAGUACCAUUUCCACGCGGCUGUCCAGAGGUGAAGGUGCCCACGGACUUCAAUGCUGAUGCUUAUAUGGGCACCUGGUAUGAGUACGCCAAAUAUCCGCAUAUCUUUGAGAUAGCUAAGCGUUGUAUGUCUGCGCGUUACACCAACAAGGGCAAUAAUACCAUUGGCGUAUUGAAUACCUCUAUAAAUACGAUCACUGGACAUAUCACAAACACAACAGGCGUUGCACGUAUGCUUGCCCCAUCACAGAUAAAUGUGCUCUUCAGCAAAUUUCCCAAUGCCGUGGACAUACCCAACUACAUUGUGCUUGGCACUGAUUACAAGACGUACACUGUAGUGUACAGUUGCACUAACCUCACUUCAUUCGCACACACAAAAUUGCUCUGGAUAAUGACUCGCGAACGUAAACCCUCUGCUGAAACUGUGGCUGCAGCUAGGAAAGUCAUGGAUGACAAUAACUUGCCACAGUCAUUCCUGUUGAUCGCGGAUCAAGAGAACUGUCCGGAAGUGGUGUCUCCCUUUGGCAUCAAUAUAAACUUCGGUGAUAGCAGCAGCUUCAACAACAAUGCUAAUAAAAUUGAUAAAACAACCAACAAAGCGGAAGCAGGCACCGACACAGCCGACGAUGUCAUUUACGUCGCAAAAGCCCCCACAAGCACCGCCAAUCCCACACCAGCGGAGUCUGAUAUAUUGGAAGCAACCGCGGAGACGGCGGCAAAUGUGAUUGAAGUGGCCUGAGAGUUGUUUAGGCGCAUUUGGCAGCGCAUCAUCGACAUAUUGUCGUGGUUCUUUGCAUGGGCUUAAACAAUUUUUGGUUUUUUAUUAUUGUAUGUACUUUAAUCAGGCAUAACUGUGUUUUAUUGACGCCUUUUCGUGUCUGCUAUUUUACCAAAAUCACUGUUUUAUGCGAGUAUUAUGUAGAUUUUAGUUGGUCACGUUAAGUACCUGUAUGAAUAUUGUGUUUUAAUUAAAUAAAUAAUUAAAAGUAA
Molecule: messenger RNA, 1409 nt
Organism: Anastrepha obliqua
Lineage: Eukaryota; Metazoa; Arthropoda; Insecta; Diptera; Tephritidae
Product: apolipoprotein D-like
Exons: 6
Coding region: 352-1158 (268 amino acids)
Molecular function (GO): pigment binding
Source: RefSeq, a predicted model, not a curated record